Molecule: messenger RNA, 1872 nt
Organism: Trypanosoma theileri
Lineage: Eukaryota; Euglenozoa; Kinetoplastea; Trypanosomatida; Trypanosomatidae
Product: double-strand-break repair protein rad21
Exons: 1
Coding region: 1-1872 (623 amino acids)
Biological process (GO): replication-born double-strand break repair via sister chromatid exchange; synaptonemal complex assembly; mitotic sister chromatid cohesion
Cellular component (GO): synaptonemal complex; cohesin complex
Molecular function (GO): protein binding; chromatin binding
Source: RefSeq, a predicted model, not a curated record
AUGUUCUUCUCAACAUAUGUCUUAACAAAGAAAGGGCCAUUGGCUAAAAUUUGGCUUGCCGCUCAUUGGGAUCGUCGAUUAACCCGCAAUGAAGUUCGUGUGGUGGAUCUUCGUCAAUCUGUGGUGGAUAUUGUCCAACCCGCUGUUCCUAUCGCAUUACGUACCAGUGGGGAGUUACUUGUUGGUGUUGUGCGUAUUUACGCUUUAAAAGUUAAGCAUUUAUUAAAAGAUGCAAUGGAUGCGACCCUCGUCUUGCGAGUGACCACAUUAACCACAAAGUCUGCCUCUACACCUGGUGGAAGUAAUUCAAUCAACAGUAAAGAACAGGAUCCCUCCUCUGCCACUAAAGUAUUAUUGGAUGGAGUGUUAUUAAAUGGCGGUGGAGAUAUUGAGGCAGUGACGUUUGAUUGGAGUAGCGGGGCUUCUGCAAAUGCGGCUGCGGCUGCGGGUGUUGUCGCCUCCGGGAAAACAGAUGCCGAGGCAUUGGAAGCCCGCUUUGAUGAUAUUGCCGAUCUUCUGCAAGGGGCAGUUUUACAGAAAAACAACAGUAUUACUCCUGGAGGUAUUAAUAGUAAUAUUAAUAAUAAUAUUAAUGGGAUAAAUGAAAAGGAUGCCGCCUCUGCUCUUCUCGCCUCUGCGUGGUAUGCAUUGGAGCCAACUUCACAAGCCGUGGAGGAACUUCACACCACACAACAAGACUAUGAUGAGAUUGCCAAGAUGCGUGCAGAUCUUAUGGCGUUUGGUGAUCGUGUCAGUGGAAGCAGCAGCAGUAAAAAAUCCAGUAUUCCAAGUAUUGAAAAGGCCCGUAGUAGUGGUUUAACUGCAGGAGCUGCUGUGUUGGGUGAUCUCGCAGGAUUUCCCCUUCCAGCGGAGGAAUUGGAUAUUGGGGUGCCGCUACCAGAUGAUCCUACAAUGCUGCCAGACUUUAUGAUGCCCGCACCCGGCGGUGAGGACCCAUUAGCCAUUCCUCAUUUACAAGAAGAAGAAGAAGAAGAUGAAGAAAAAGAAAAACAACAACAAUCCACAACAUUACGUAAAGCUCGUCCAACAAAUAUAUUGGAUUUGGCCGCCACAACCGUAUCUGCAGAGACGGUACAGAAAUGGAUGGAUGAUCGCAGUGAUAUUGUGGAAGCCAUUCCUCGUCGUGGACCAUAUGAUGUACAAGAAGUCCGUGAUCGUACACUUUUAUCGGCGGAGUCCAAUAAAGGGGAUUUGUGGGCCGUUGUGAAUGCCGCCCCAUUGGCGUGGAUGCCAAACCCCGCACUGCGUACACUUUACUCAUCUCUUUUAUUACCCGCACUGGAACAGGCAGAGGCUUCUAUUCUACCACUCUAUCAUCAUCCACAACAACAACAACAACAGCAGGAAGAUCCAUUUCAGCAGAUUCCUGCUGGUGGUAUGGAAGAAGAAGAGGCAUUUCUCGCACGUGCUAAUGAAGAUGAAAAUGGGGAAUUCAAUGGUAACAACAAUGCUCUUCAGAACCGUAAACGUGCACUCGAUAAGAGUAACGAGGAUGAUGAGGAUGAUGAGAAUAAUAAUAAUAAUAAUAAUAACGGGAAUCAGAGUAGAAAUGGUGGACUCUCCGCUGCUGCGAUAACUACUUUAAAGCGUAUCCGUGAAGUAUUGGUAACUCCUUCACAACAACAACAACAGCCGCCAAAUAAACGUUCGAAAAAGGAAUCCGCCCCUCGUGAACGUUGUUUAUUGCAGGAAGUCUGUCGUGGAAUGCAUCGUCGUGAGGCGGCCCGUACAUUUGCGAAUGUGUUGGCACUUGCAUCUAAACAACUUGUGUUUGCCCAGCAACCAUCCUCAAGUGGAGAUGUGGAGUUGGGUCUUCUCGCAGCCGCGGAUGGAGUUCUCCUGAAGGUGUAA